AUGGCAGAUAUGGAUCGGAACCGUCGGAUGGUUGCUAUCGCUAAACAGAAUCUGAUCGAAUCUGGAGAACGGGAACAACUGAUACAACUGUUGCGGACACGGCUUCUCGAGUGCGGAUGGAGGGAUCAGGUGGUGAUGCAGUGCAAGGAUGUGGUGAGAGAUGUCGGCGUAGAGAACAUCACAUUAGAUAAACUCAUAGCAGAAGUGACGCCAAAAGCCCGACAAUCGGUUCCCGAUUCAGUGAAACGGGAAUUACUUCAGAAGAUCAAGACUUCCGUCUCAAACCAGAGCUCAUUCUCGACAUCGCCUUUCAAUCACAACUAA
Molecule: messenger RNA, 324 nt
Organism: Oppiella nova
Lineage: Eukaryota; Metazoa; Arthropoda; Arachnida; Sarcoptiformes; Oppiidae
Source: the annotation of a GenBank genome assembly